AUGUUAACGAGUAGUGAGAAUACAAUUAUUCCUCUGGAAGGAUCUUCUGGUAAUGCAGAGGAGAAGAUUGAAAGCAGCCAGCAAGGUUUCACAGUAGGAAUGACAGAAACGAAUAGUUUGAUUUCGAAUACUAAUCCAAUGAUCAAUUCAACAAUGAACAGAGCUUCCUUUGACAUACAACAACAAACCUCCUCUUCCCAAUUCCUCUCUCCCAACCUAACAAGAGAACGUGGCAUGUCCAUGACCGAUGAUUUUUCCUCUCAACAAACAGAUCUCAGUUGUGAUUCCCUAAUUGGAAAUGAUGAUGAUAGUGUGAUGGCCAUUGAUGAAAUAAUGUAUGGUGGAAUGAGAGGCACAACCAUGUCACCGAUUGGUUUGGGACCAACCAUAGACAAGGAUUCUCUGAAAAGAAAAGGUAAAGCUAUCAAAGACCUCAAUGAAAAUGAUAUUGGAAAGGACACACAUAGUUCAACAACUGGUACAAUUGAGAAGGAACCUUCAUGUUUUGCAAUGGUUGUGUUUUGUAUACUUUCAGCUAUUGCGCAAAUGUUUAAACAUUUGGAAGUUGCUAAGGUUUCAUGCGGAUGUUGUUGUAGUAUGUUGUGUUGUUGUCUACCAAGAAGAUAUAAGCAAGUCAAGUUUAGUUUAGUUUCUUUAAUGUCAGUUUUGGCACUUGUAGUUAAUAUUUUGGUAUUGCUUUGUAUUGCAGCUGUUACUAUUUUACAAUAUAUUUCUGUGAGUGAGUAUCAUGUUGCUGAGCUUUUGACUUCUAGAGCUACAGCAAUUUCUUCUUACAAUGACAUGAAGACAGCUGUCAGAUUGGGAGCUUUCAAUCGUGGUUCAGUACAAGCAAGGUAUCCUCUGCAGCUCUACCAGAAAAGUAAGAGAACAUUCACAAGCUCAAUUCAAAAUAUUUUGGAUAAUUUUCCAACUUUUGAUGAUAAUUACCAAUAUUUGAAUGGUUCUAGAAAUACCUCUGCUUUACAAGCUUUGGAAAUAUUUAACGUUUGGGAACUGACCAUCAAUAUGACAUUCAAUGGAACUAAUAUGAAUCUUGGUUCUUGGGGUGAUAAAUUAAGAAAUAGCUCAUAUUACAAUCAAGGUGGCAGUGGAGGAGGAGGAAAUAGACCUCCUGGAGGAGGUGGUGGAGGAGGAGGAAGGCCAGGUGGUGGUGGUGGCAGAAAUAAUGGAACAAGAGACCUACCUCCAUUGACUAAUUUGAUAGUAGCUCAGUUCUUUAUGAACACUUCAGAGUUUAUGAAUGCUGAAGCAAAUGAUCAGAUGUAUCUUUCACAAUUUCUUGAUAAUUUGUUUAAUCAUAGUAUCAUUGCAACACAUGUUGGAUACUAUUCAAAUAUUACGUCAUUGGUAUUGCUUGGAUUGUCCAUUCUAAUUGUUAUUCCAAUGGUUAUUGUGAUAUUUGCAAUAAGCUUGAAGACCUCUUCGGCCAAUCAAACCAAACUCCAAACUGUUAAUGCUGUUAUGGUUCUAGAUACCAUGAAGGAUCCAGCUCAAAGGCAACGUUUCCAGAAUUAUUGUUUAGGUAAUGGUCAACUUGAAGAUUGUUUCAACUUCCUGGAAGAAGUGAGACAAUAUAAGGAACUAGGUAAUCAAUCUGUCCAGGUACAAGUAGAACUCUUUGAAAAAUCAAAAGAAUUAAUAGAGAAUGGAAAAUUGGUGUUUGGAAAGAAUUUGAAUGAAGAAGGAAAGGCUGAAUUUGUAAAGAGCAUUAGAAAGAGUGAUAAGAAACUGACAAAGAUUGAGAAACAAAAGCAAGAAAUGGCAUUUGAUAUCUGGACGAAAUAUUUGGAACAAUUCACAGAAAAUAGAACUAUUCUUUCUAGAGUUUCUAUAUCAGAUGUUGAGCUCUUAGUGAAAGAGUUGGAUUCUUUCAAUAAUCAAAUAGAUGAGUAUGCAGAUUUUGAUAUUAUUACGGAGGAUUUAUUCGAUCAUGUUGAGAAGCAAGUAGCCGAAUCUUUAACUGAAGUUCACAACACAUUCCAAAAUUUGAAUCAGAAAGCAGUUCAAAAUAUUCCUCAACAUUCAACGACCGAUUCUCAAUCCAUGCAAUCAAUGGUAUAAAUUCUCAAUCACUAAACUUAGUGACCCAAGAGAAUUUAAUAAUUUACAAACUAAACGAAUUACUUUUUAAAGUAACUAUGUUUCAAAAUGGAGCUAGCAUCCGGUCUUUUCUCUGGAUCCUUCUCCAACAUACUCAAUACCAACUCGGCUAAUUCAUUAGGUUUGAUAUCUCUAUGAAUAACUCUACCAUUUUACAUUUACAAUAGAAUUUUCAAAAACUUACCC
Messenger RNA from Naegleria gruberi, 2307 nucleotides. RefSeq lists its product as uncharacterized. Lineage: Eukaryota; Heterolobosea; Eutetramitea; Acrasida; Naegleriidae. The record is from RefSeq and is a predicted model, not a curated record. Bases 1 to 2082 code for a protein of 693 amino acids. The transcript has a single exon.